GAUGGAGAUGAGUCUCCUGAUUUGAUGCAUAUUCCUUUCAGAAACACUGCAAGAAAUUCAAGAGUUCGGAAUGAAUCUGAGGUGUUGCAAAUGCUUGGGAAAAGGAGGGUUUGUUUCAGUUGUUGAAGUAGAAGAAAUUCUUGAAAAUGAAACUUCCAACAGUGAAAUAAAAUCAAGCAUGACAGAGGAAAAACAACGACGCCAGGUUGAAGAUAGCUUGAUGAAAUUGACGAAGUUGAAGGCUUGAAGCACCUAGCGUACGCUCGAGAGUUUUAAAUGAGGACUCGUGGACCAAUGAAAACACGAAUGAUUGCAAGCAUGUUGAAAACGAUAAAACCUCUAGCGAGGACGAGGCUCAAAUACAAAAAAAUAACACCGAGUCUACUGAAGAUAUGUUCAAAAGAAAUAUCGAUGAAUAACAUAUACAGUUUGGAAGCUAGUUAGCUCACGUGGUCAACCUAAAAAUACUCCUAAUUUUUAAAUAUCUUUUACAAUUCAUUCUAAAUCAAGCUGUUCAACAUCAGAACGUCUACACGAAUUUGUGUGUUGGUUAUUGUUUUGAAUACAUGAACUUAUAAAGACGCGAGAUUCUGAGCUUAUUCACAAUAACAAAUAUUAAAUUAUAAUUUCUCAUUAUUAAAAACAUUAAUGUGCACAUAUAUUUGUAACUGUAAAGUGAAAAUUAUCCAAACUUGCAAACGUAUCUAUUAUAUACCAGAAAUAUUUUGACUUGUCACAUGUCCAGCUGCCAGAUUGAAUUGAAAAAGAUAUGUAUUUAUAUAGUGUUAACGUAAGAGGUAACACAUAAAACCAAUAUAAAAUUAAAUGCUUUCAGAAAUUUGCAAAAAUUCUGUCCUCUAGUACGAACUAGGCUGCUUUGGUCGUUCGUUCCACUGGGUAGCUCCCAUUGGUCGUUCUGGUGUUCUGGUCGUUCCCGAUUCCCAACGUUGCUCUUUUUAGGGAAACUGGAAACUAGUCAUUGAAGCAAAACUGCAAAAGAAGACAAAAGUAAGAACGAGGGAAGUUUGUAUUUAGAUUUGGUUGUACUUUAAGAUGAAAAAAGACAAUAAUUAGUUGACCAAGGAGAAGUAUUUAGAGUUUUAUUGGAUAAACAAGUGUGUAAAAAUGAUGCCAUCAAGAGAUCCAGGCUUACAAAGACCUCCUCAAUUUACUUAUACUCCUGAGAAUAUGCAACGUCUGGGAAAGGCAAUUCAAUCUAUGCAGGAGAAAGGAAUGGAAUCAGAUCCUCGCUAUAGUACUCUAUUAUCACUUGCACGUAAUGCCCAGCAAAUGCAGCAUUUACCAGGAUUCCCUAGUGACUCUAGUGGCAGCUCAAAUAUUAGCAAUAUGAUGCCAGCAUCUGGACAGAUGGGACUAACUUCAACAAAUGAAGGUUUCCUUGAUGAUGAUGGUUCUUCUCUUCAAGGAAAGACCAAUGGAGGACUUACUGCUGAUCAAAUUAAUCAAUUGCGCAGUCAAAUUGUGGCGUACAAAAUGCUCUCACAUAAUCAGCCUCUCACAGAUCAAAUCAAAAUGGCAAUUCAAAGUAAAGGUGGUACGCCAUCACAGUUAGCCAGUGCUCAACCAACACAAGCAGAAAUUUCAGCUGUGUCUGAAAGCACAACCAAAGAAUCUGGUAUUUGGUGUGCAUCAUCAGGUAAUGCAAGUACAAGCAGUUCUAUUCCAACAUCUCAACCACAAGGCAAAGAAGAUGAACAGAAACCUCAGGUUUCUCAAGCUAGUCAGUCAUCUGCAACUCAAAGCUCAACUAGACCUGCUACAGCUUCACAAAUCUUAGCAACUAUUCAAAAUCCUGCUCGGUCUCGAUUGGCUCCCGUUGCUAAACCAACAGGAUUGGAUCCAGUUGCCAUACUGCGUGAAAGGAAAGGUAGAAUUCAAGCUCGUAUAACUAUGCGCAUUCGUGAGUUGGAAGGUAUUCCAUUAAAGGCUUUGGCAGAGGAUCUAAGACUGCAAGCAACCAUCGAAUUAAAAGCAUUACGACUUUUAAACUUUCAAAAACAGUUACGUGCUGACGUUGUAUCAUCAACACGCCAAGACACGACUUUAGAAACUGCUCUAAACUCGAAGGCCUACAAACGAAACAAAAAACAAUCUCUACGUGAAGCAAGGAUAACGGAAAAACUGGAAAAGCAACAAAAGAUUGAACAAGAACGUAAACGAAGAUUGAAGCAUCAAGAUUAUCUAAAUUCGGUGAUGGUUCAUGCUCGCGAAUUUCGAGAAUUUCAUCGAACAAAUGUUUCUAAGAUUGCCAAACUUAACAAAGCCGUGAUGAAUUAUCAUGCGAACAGCGACCGAGAGAGAAAGAAGGAGGAAGAGAGAUUAGAAAAAGAAAGAAUGAGAAGACUUAUGGAAGAAGACGAAGAAGGUUAUCGCAAACUCAUUGAUCAAAAGAAAGACAGGCGUCUGGCAUAUCUUCUCGAUCAGACAGAUGAAUACAUCAGCAAUUUGACUCAACUCGUAAAAAAGCACAGGAAAGAUAUCAAGAGAAAGAAAAGAGAGCAUCGUAAAAAACGCGAGGAAGAAGUCGAUGAAACAGGGGAAAUUAUUGAAAAAAUGGAUCCUGAAGAUCACGUGGCCGUCGUCAAUACGGAAACGGGUGAAAUGUUGACCGGAAGUAAUGCACCAACAGCUAGUCAGAUUGAAGAAUGGUUGGCGCAGAAUCUUAACUAUCAAGUUGCACCACGUCAAGAAGAUUCUGACAAUGAAGAUGAUGUCGAUGAAGAAGAUGAGGAAGAAGAAGAAGAGGGCGGUGAAAGUGUUAAGAAAAAUAAUGAAGAUAAAACUGAGGAAGAGAGAAGAAAAGAAGAAUACGGAGCUGAAGAUGAUAUCGAGAGUACAACGGUUUAUGAAAGUAAAAAUUACUACAACAUUGCUCAUGAGCUUAAAGAAGAUGUGAAACAACAACCAAGUAUUUUGGUUGGAGGAACACUUAAGGAAUAUCAGCUGAGUGGUUUGGAGUGGAUGGUAUCUUUACACAAUAACAACUUAAAUGGUAUACUUGCUGAUGAGAUGGGACUGGGAAAGACCAUUCAAACCAUCGCUUUACUUUCUUAUUUACUUGAAAAGAAGAAAAUUAUGGGACCAUUUUUGGUCAUUGUGCCUUUGUCGACGUUGUCUAACUGGACGUUGGAGUUUGGAAAAUGGUGUCCAUCAAUUAUUUCCAUCUGUUAUAAGGGCUCACCUAAUUGUCGACGAUCCCUCGCCAACCAAAUAAGGACUGGAAAAUUUAACGUUGUUCUUACGACAUAUGAAUACGUUAUGAAAGAUAAAGCCGUUCUUGCUAAGGUUCGUUGGAAAUACAUGAUAAUUGACGAAGGUCACAGAAUGAAAAAUCAUCAUUGUAAAUUGACACAAAUUUUAAAUACGUAUUACUCAGCUCCUCAUCGCCUUCUUUUGACUGGAACACCUUUACAGAACCGUCUUCCUGAGAUGUGGGCUUUGCUUAACUUUUUGCUACCAUCCAUCUUUAAAUCUUGUAACACAUUUGAUCAAUGGUUUAAUGCACCUUUUGCUAUGACCGGGGAAAAGGUUGAGUUGAACGAGGAAGAAACAUUGUUGAUAAUACGACGUCUGCACAAAGUUUUACGUCCUUUCUUAUUGCGUCGUUUGAAAAAAGAAGUUGAAUCACAGUUGCCCGAGAAGACGGAAUAUGUUAUUAAAUGCGAUAUGUCUGACCUACAGAAGCUUUUGUACCAACAUAUGUAUAAGAAAGGAGUUCUUUUAACUGACGGCUCCGAGAAGGAUAAAAAGGGUCGUGGAGGUGCUAAAACAUUGAUGAAUACUAUCAUGCAACUUAGGAAGAUAUGUAACCAUCCAUUUGUCUUUCAACAUAUUGAGGAGUCUAUGGCUGAACAUUUAGGUUUCACUGGAGGACUGGUACAGGGACAAGAACUAGUGCGUUGUGCUGGCAAAUUUGAACUUCUUGAUCGUAUUAUGAUGAAACUAAUUCGCACUAAACACAAAGUUUUGUUAUUUUGUCAAAUGACAUCCCUCAUGACCGUAAUGGAAGAUUAUUUCAACUAUAAAGGUAUCAGAUACCUUCGUUUGGAUGGAACAACGAAGGCAGAAGAUCGUGGACAUCUAUUGCAAUUAUUCAAUGCGCCCAAUUCAAUAUAUAAUGUCUUUCUUCUGAGUACAAGAGCCGGAGGUCUGGGACUUAAUCUACAAGUUGCUGACACUGUGGUUAUUUUUGACAGUGAUUGGAAUCCUCACCAGGAUCAGCAAGCUCAGGAUCGAGCCCAUCGUAUUGGUCAAACAAAUGAAGUGAGAGUAUUAAGAUUGGUGACUGUUAACAGUGUAGAAGAAACCAUCCUUGCUGCAGCUCGAUAUAAACUUAACAUUGAUGAAAAAGUCAUCCAAGCAGGCAUGUUUAAUCAAAAUUCAACAUCAGGUGAACGGAGGGCUUUCCUUGAAGCAUUGUUGGAAAACGAUAAAGAUGAUGAAGAAGAGGAAAAUGAAAUCCCGGAUGACGAGACUGUUAAUCAGAUGAUUGCAAGAAAUAUUGAAGAAUUUGAUCUCUUUCAGAAAAUGGACCAUGAAAGGAAACUUCGGGAAGUGAAGUGUGGUGGCAAGCCUCGAUUGAUGCGUCGUGAUGAACUUCCUGGUUGGAUCCUUAAAGAUGACGCUGAGGUUGAAAGACUAACCAAUGAAGAUGAAGAGGAAAAAUUGUUUGGACGUGGUAGUCGUCAAAAAAAGACAGUGGAUUAUAGUGAACCAUUAACCGAACGACAAUGGCUUAAGGCUAUUGAAGAUGGCUGUCUGGACGAAAUGGAAGAAAGGAAAAAGACGAAAAAAGCCAGAAAACGUAAACGUCUAGAAGAUGGUGGAGAAACUUCUGGUCAAAAGUCGUCCAAGAAAAAGCGAGGUCGACCGGCGGUUGAUAGAGUUAAAAUGCCGCCCAUUCCUGCUGAUUUAAAGAAAAAAAUGAAAAAAAUUGUGAAGUACAUUGUUCAUUAUCGAGACGAUGAUGAUCGCCCAUUGGCUGACAUCUUUACCGUACUACCUUCAAAGAAAGACCUUCCAGAUUAUUAUCAAGUUAUCAAACAACCCGUUGAUAUUAAAAAAUUAAGGUGUCGAAUCAACAGUCAUCGCUAUCGUUCCAUGGAUGAUCUUCAAGCAGAUUUUAUGUUAAUGUGUCGAAACGCUCAAACUUAUAAUAUUGAAGGCUCCAUCAUUUAUGAUGAUUCGAUCGCUUUACAGUCUCUAUUCCUUCAUGUCCGUGAGAAAGUUGAAAUUGGAGAAGAACUGGUGAUAAAUAAAUCAGUGGCCAGUGAUAGAGAAGAAGAAGAUGAAGAUGAGGUCGAGGAUCAAGGUGAAGAAGAAAGCGAUGGUUCGGAUGAUGAUACGACAUUGUCAUCAUUAAAAAUGAGAAUUAAGAUAAACAAAGAGGAAAAGGCCAAAAAGAAACAAGGUCAUUUCAAAAAAGUGGGCGAAAGCGCUUCUCAACAGGAAGACAAUUCUGAGAUGGAAUCCGCUGGCGAAUCAGAAAGUUCUACAUGACGAAUAUCUUACUGGUAUGCGAUAAUCUUGUACGUGUGACGUGUGGAAGGUACUUUUGAAAAAAGCUUUUAAUUUAUAUUAUUACCGGAAAUAAAAGAUCAUUGAAACAUUUGGUAAUCAAUAAUUUUGUUGUUGUAUCGUGACUAAAUAUGGUGCUUACGUCAUCAACAACAAUGUGAAAGUGAUUCCAUUUUAUGGCAACAUUUGUUAACGUUUUUUCUAUAACAAUGUGGUUAGAUCAUUUUUAUAUUAAUAUAUGAUGGGUAAAUACCUAGAGAAACAGUAUUGCUACUUAGCAACUGAAAGUAUUUGUAUGACGUUCUUACAAUACUAAUUUACCACUUUAAACAAGACCUAGCCCUAGCUGCAUGAUACCUCGUUUUUUAACACUCUAAUUGAAUCAAUAUCCGUUCGGAUUUUUCCAUAAUGUCAUCACGAUUUUUUAUUUCUUUAUGAAUAUGUUUUAAUAACCUUCAAAGAAAAUAUAAGCGAUGUCGAUGAUCGAGUGCAUUGUGAUCGUUCCAACGAGACCCCGCGCGCUGAUGAUCUAACUGUCCUUUGGCAGAUAGUUGGUAACCUGUGUAUAAUGUGGUACUACUGUAGAUAGCUGUUAGUUUUCACUCGUGUGGCACGUGAUACAACUAGUGCAAGUCGGACAAUUCUAGAGUAAACAUCCAGCAUUAUGUCAUGAUGCUGUAAAAGUCUGGGAAAUGCAACUUAUUUCAUGAUAUUCGUAUAUUUAUGGGUCGCUCGAUAAGCCUUUUCAUUAUGUAGUUUUUAUUUAACCAAAGUUACAAGAAAUAUCAAACUAAACGAGAUUUUUUUUCAAUUUUAAAUCGCAACACGUUACUCAUGUGUCAGCACUUCGGUUUUUUAUGCUUCCUCUUUGAGAUAAGAUUAGAAAGAUAAUUUCGUGUGCCAAAACAUUGUUGAUCAUAAAUUAUAUAUCAUCGUUAAAAUAGGUAACUAUAUUGAAUGCCAGUAGUAUCGGGAAUUAAGAACAAAUUACCCCAGAAUAAAUCUUUGGUUUUUCAUUUUAAUCUCGAAUUAUGCUGAAUUAACUAUGAAAUGAUUAUUUUAAAGCUCAGCUACUUGCGAGAAACAUUUUUAUUUUAGGAGUGGACUUGGAAGCAAAUAUGUAAUAUUGAUAACAUGUUCAAUUAACAUAUAUCUUUAUUAUUUUACUAUUUAUACUACCUAUCACAUUGUCAUCUUAUAAAAUCGUUCAAGCACCAUAAUCCGUAAUUUUAAGCUGCAUUUUAGCGCAUUAGCGUGACUUGAGUGUCAGCUUGUGUUGAAAUCUCUUUGUAAUAAACUGCUAAUUUGUCACAUUUUAAA
Molecule: messenger RNA, 6858 nt
Organism: Xenia sp. Carnegie-2017
Lineage: Eukaryota; Metazoa; Cnidaria; Anthozoa; Malacalcyonacea; Xeniidae
Product: transcription activator BRG1-like
Exons: 41
Coding region: 1126-5520 (1464 amino acids)
Biological process (GO): positive regulation of transcription by RNA polymerase II
Cellular component (GO): nucleus
Molecular function (GO): ATP binding; ATP-dependent chromatin remodeler activity; DNA binding
Source: RefSeq, a predicted model, not a curated record